Molecule: messenger RNA, 1061 nt
Organism: Klebsormidium nitens
Lineage: Eukaryota; Viridiplantae; Streptophyta; Klebsormidiophyceae; Klebsormidiales; Klebsormidiaceae
Source: the annotation of a GenBank genome assembly
GUCCCCCGGGCUGUGAACCUGGGCCUGGGCCUUAAUAUCACACCUGCAGAGACUCGGACUCGAGAGGAGAGCUACUUGGCGCGCACACUUUUUGGGGAGUGCUAGUGUAUUGUCCUAUCGAGUGGUCUCUUUUCAGAGUACCUAACUCAGCAAUGGCGGACGAAGAGGACUUUUCUAGCAGCAGCGACGAGGAGGCCGAGGCUCACGCUCCGGAGGGGCAGGUCAAGAGGCCCGCUAUCUACAACACCGAUGCGCUCCACGAAGCCCUUGAGGAUUUUGGCUGGUCCGAUCAAGUUGAUUGGCUGCAAACCCUUGCGGUAACGGUCGCCCCAGCUGACGGGGAUCCUGUUGACCCUGAGAAUGAUCUGGCUAGAGAACUGGCCUUCUAUACGCAGGCUCUGGAAAGCGCCAGGGAUGCCUAUGAGAGGCUGACAGAAAGGGGCGUGCCAAUUCUGAGGCCGCCGGAUUACUAUGCGGAGAUGGUGAAGACGGAUGAGCACAUGCUUAAGGUAAAAGACAAGCUGUUGCACGAGCAAAAGGCAAUUGAGGAGGCGGAGGCGCGGCGGAAGCAGCGCGAGAACAAGAAGUACGGCAAGGAGGUGCAACAGGCCAAGCUCAAGGAGCGCGCGCAGUCCAAGAAGCGGGACAUCGAGUCGGUCAAAAAGUGGCGGAAGCAGCGUGAGAAAGACGAUUACGAAGGCGGCGACGAGUUCCAAGUUUCGUUACAAGACAAAGAUGCAGAGGCUCCGGGGCCUGCUCCGAAGCGGGAUAUGGCUUCUGCUGGUCGGGGCGGAAGGGGCGGACGGGGCGGAAGGGGCGGAACGGACGGAAAGGGGCAAUUUCACACGCCCUCGAAAAAGCGAAAAGCAAGGGACGAGAAGUUCGGAUUCGGCGGCAGUAAGAAGCUGAAGAAGCAGAACGAUGCAACGUCGUCGGGCGACAUGGAUGCGUAUCGGGGGAGCUUUAGAGAAGGUCGGGGGACGAGGGGUAAGCGGGGGGGCAGGGGAGGCAAGUCACAACGACCGGGGAAGUCAAAGCGAGCCAAGCAGAAGAGUAAUUAG